CUUUCUUUCUUUCUUUUGUGUCAUUAAGCCAGUGCAACAUCCGUUUUAACGCAUCGCGGUCCUCGAGUUUGUCGCUCAUUAUAUGGUUUUGGGUUAAUGUUUACAGCGGUGAAGGAAAUAACGGGCUUCGCCGCGCUGGCUCCCUUUUCCCGCUACACCCUUGGCAAACACACACACACAGUGUACCUUUCACCUCACUUUUCGAUAUCUGUUGAACAAACCUGCAACACAUGCAUUGUUGUAUAUUUAUCCACGUUGCCUACCCAUUUUUAUGACCCGUGUUUAAACCCAAUCAUUAACCGUUGUUCAGUUGCCCCAGUGUGACGCCAAGAAACGUGCCAUUAUUAUGAAAAGAAACAGGCUUAAAAACUGAGCCAUUUAAGAUAAAUAAUUUAUGUAUUAGUAAACCAAAUGUAUAUGUUGGCCUAGCUUAUAUAUAAAUUAGUAAAUGAUAGUGCUUUAUGUUAAGUAUAUUUUAGAAUACAUUUCACUCAAAUCAACCAUAUUUUAUGCUAAAAUUGUUUGUGGUCUAUUUUGAAAAUAAUGUCCGUGUGUUUUUUGUUGCUCAUCCUUCUGUUAUUGUCUGUGGUGAUAGCUGCAAACACAAGCACAGUGGUUGACUGUGAAGGGGUUGACAAACCGCAGAGCAAAGCAAAAAAGAAGGAAUCACUGCUACUUUUUUAUUUGACUUUUUGCUUAUGUGAAAAGUUAAAGAAAAAAAUUAAAGAAAAAGUCUUACCCAAUUUACCUUCAAAUUCUUCCUGAAAUGAAACAGAGUGUGAUCUUUUUAAGUAAAGUGAAUGAGUCUAAAUUUGGACGAUAUGGUGGUUGUGACUGCUACUAGAUUGUUGCAUGUUACCGUUAGCUAAAGCACACAUCAGAUAUUUGCAUUUUAAUUUGCAACCCAGUAGAUUGUGCCACACCAGAAUCAACAGUUUCUUUGUUCAGACUACUGCUGUAACUGUUAAUGACCAUAUGAAAUUUAAAAAUAAGGUGCCAUGCAACUAAGUGUUUUUGCUUAUGACUGAAUGAUGUCUUCAAAAGACACAGAAUGGGACCGAGGAACCAGUUAUAAACAUGAUAGUUUACCAGCAAACAUUUGCAGAUUAUCCAUCUGAUGUAUUGUGUUGCAUGGAGGUUUGUAUAAAGGGAGCUCAAGCCUGUGCCUCUAGCCCAGCUGGUCCAACUGGUAAAGCAGUAACAGGAGUGGCUUGACUUCAACCCAGCACAAUACACUCAUGCACACUAGCCACCCACCCACUCACACUUACAUUCUCACACACCUGGCCCAGAGGCACAACUGUCCCCCUUUGCCUCAAGAGGCACAUACACACCCAGUUUCUGAUUGUCUUGCGAUCACAUCUUUCAUCUUAAAAUACCUAGGAUGUAAUCCAUACUUGUUUAAAAAAGAAGAAAUGUUUUUUUAAACAGCGAAACUGGAUUUUUUUAAAGGCUACCUGUUCUUGUUGAAAUGGCUUCAUGCGGCUUAUCCUCAAUGUCUCCCCUUACUCUCCAAGAGGAGACGGAAGCCAGUCCGGCAGAGGUGGCCCUCUGCCUGUCCAUGCGCAAGGAGCACAGCAUGUAUACAAACAGCAAGAUGUUCACACAUGACCCCUGUGCAGUGGUUCCUGCAGCUGAGCUCCCAUCCUCCACUGUUCUAGGUUCAGAGACAGAACACAUUCGAAGCUCACACAACAAUACAUAUGUCCGCACUAAAAUAAAGGUGACCACAGGUGAGCUUCCCAUAGAGGCCCCACCCUCUGUUCCUGCUAUAACAACAGGUCCACCUGUUUCUAUAGUAACACCUUGCCCCCUGUCUGUCACUAAGUUAUCUUCAGUGCAUGCGGGUGGUGCCACCUAUGUUUGCCAGGUGUGUCAAAAAGUUUUUCAAUUCCAGCGCAUGCUAAAUAGACACCUGAAAUGUCACAGCGAGCAGAAGAGACACUUGUGUAAUUUCUGUGGAAAGGGCUUCAAUGACACCUUCGAUCUCAAGAGACAUGUCCGCACACACACAGGUGUUCGUCCAUAUAAGUGUAAUCUGUGUGAGAAGGCCUUUACCCAGCGCUGCUCUUUGGAGUCCCACAUGAAAAAGAUUCAUGGUGUCACACAGCAGUACGCGUACAAGGAGCGUCGCAACAAGCUGUAUGUUUGUGAAGAAUGCGGCCAUACCGUGCCUACCCAAGAUGCUCUGCUGCGCCACCUUCACAAUGCACAUCCAAACAGUACUCUAUUGCGGGGCAAGGGGGCGCGGAGAAAUUUGGCAGCAGUGAACACUAGCAAAGAAGAGGUGUCUGAACCCAGUUCCCCUCUUUCCUUUAACAGUGAUGAUAAUGUAAGCUCAGGAGGGCAAUAAAGAAAAGGAUGAUAAAACAGGAAUACUUUUUUUACACAUUCUGAUUUAUUGUUUCAUUCAGAGCACAGACGUGAGAGAGGGUGGAAUGAAGUCAUCAAAAUGGGUAUUUUUUAGCUGUUAUGUGUUUGACUGUUUUUAUAACAGUAAACUAAGAUUAGGUUUACAUUUUUGCCUGUGAAAAUACAAAAUGUCUACUGCUUAGUAUGCACUACUUAUACAGUUUACAUAUUAUUAUUAUUAUUUUAUUAAAACGUGUAAUAUUAAACACCACUCAGGAGAGACACAAAUUAAUGUGACAUGAAAUAAAUAUAUGUGUAGCAGCUUUUCAACACUAAAAAAAUAAUACUAUAUGAACUCUGCAGGGGCUGAAAAUGAAAUUUCAGAGAUGUUUUGUGGUCUCUAGGGGAUUUCUUAAAGGGGAUUACAUGUUUUGUUGAUAAUUACUGUGGUCUGUAAUAUAUUCUUGCACACAUUAAAAACAUUUUAAAUUAA
This is a messenger RNA of Triplophysa rosa, 2845 nucleotides long. Its product is annotated as putative transcription factor Ovo-like 1. The transcript has 4 exons. Gene Ontology annotation, biological process: epidermal cell differentiation; regulation of transcription by RNA polymerase II. Bases 1472 to 2353 code for a protein of 293 amino acids. Gene Ontology annotation, cellular component: nucleus. NCBI's taxonomy places the organism in Eukaryota, Metazoa, Chordata, Actinopteri, Cypriniformes, Nemacheilidae. Gene Ontology annotation, molecular function: RNA polymerase II cis-regulatory region sequence-specific DNA binding; DNA-binding transcription factor activity, RNA polymerase II-specific. The record is from RefSeq and is a predicted model, not a curated record.